Molecule: messenger RNA, 1195 nt
Organism: Malurus melanocephalus (red-backed fairy wren)
Lineage: Eukaryota; Metazoa; Chordata; Aves; Passeriformes; Maluridae
Product: G protein-activated inward rectifier potassium channel 3-like
Exons: 2
Biological process (GO): potassium ion import across plasma membrane; regulation of monoatomic ion transmembrane transport
Cellular component (GO): plasma membrane
Molecular function (GO): G-protein activated inward rectifier potassium channel activity
Source: RefSeq, a predicted model, not a curated record
CCCCCGCCCUCCCAACCCCCCAAACGCCGCCCGUGGGGGGCCGGGGGCUCCGGGGGCGCCCGGAAACGCCAGCGCUACGUGGAGAAGGACGGCAAGUGCAACGUCCAGCACGGCAACGUGCGCGAGACCUACCGCUACCUGACCGACAUCUUCACCACCCUGGUGGACCUCAAGUGGCGCUUCAGCCUCCUCAUCUUCAUCCUGGCCUACGCCCUCACCUGGCUCUUCUUCGGCCUCAUCUGGUGGGUCAUCGCCUACAGCCGCGGCGACCUGGAGCACCUGGGCGACGGCAGCUGGACGCCGUGCGUCAACAACCUCAACGGCUUCGUCUCGGCCUUCCUGUUCUCCAUCGAGACCGAGACCACCAUCGGCUACGGCCACCGCGUCAUCACGGACACGUGCCCCGAGGGCAUCGUGCUGCUGCUGCUGCAGGCCAUCCUGGGCUCCAUGGUCAACGCCUUCAUGGUGGGCUGCAUGUUCGUCAAGAUCUCGCAGCCCAACAAGCGCGCCGAGACGCUGGUGUUCUCGUCGCACGCCGUGGUGUCGCUGCGCGACGACCGCCUGUGCCUCAUGUUCCGCGUGGGCGACCUGCGCGACUCGCACAUCGUGGAGGCGUCCAUCCGCGCCAAGCUCAUCCAGUCCAAGCAGACGCAGGAGGGCGAGUUCAUCCCGCUCGACCAGACCGACCUGAGCGUGGGAUUCGAGACGGGCGACGACCGCCUGUUCCUGGUGUCGCCGCUCAUCAUCAGCCACGAGAUCGACGAGCGCAGCCCCUUCUGGGACGUGUCGCGGGGGCAGCUGGAGAGGGACGACUUUGAGAUCGUUGUCAUCCUCGAGGGCAUGGUGGAGGCCACAGGGAUGACGUGCCAGGCUCGCAGCUCGUACCUGGCGGACGAGGUGCUGUGGGGUCACCGCUUCACGCCGCUGCUCAGCCUCGAGGAGGGUUUUUACGAGGUGGACUACGGGGGCUUCCACCACACGGUGCCCGUGCCCACGCCGGCCUGCAGCGCCCGCCAGCUCGCCGCCGCCGCCGCUCGCCGCGAUGCCCACCUCUACUGGUCCAUCCCCAGCCGCCUGGACGAGGCGGCGGCCGCGGGGGGCGAGGGGGACCCCGAAAUCUCCCCCUGCGAGAGCAACGGGACCCUGGCCAGCCCCGAGUCGCGGUGAUGAUCCCAAAAUCCGGGUGUAUAUAAUC